Molecule: messenger RNA, 1934 nt
Organism: Corylus avellana
Lineage: Eukaryota; Viridiplantae; Streptophyta; Magnoliopsida; Fagales; Betulaceae
Product: AAA-ATPase At3g50940-like
Molecular function (GO): ATP binding; ATP hydrolysis activity
Source: RefSeq, a predicted model, not a curated record
AUUUUAUUUUUUUUUCUAAACAAAAGAAUAGGUACAGAAAAGUAGCUAUUUCUUUGUGAUUGGAACCUAAAAUAUGUUUCACGAGUCUGAAAGGUGUAGUGAGAAUUGCUCAAGAAGCUUUUCCUUCCUACCAUGUGGUUAACCUUGUCAUAUUUUCGCUAAGGUCAAGUGGCUUUUUCUUUGCGAGAAUUGCUAGAGAAGCUUUUCCUUCCUACCACCACCACGUGGAUGACCUUGUCAUAUUUUCGCUUUUAGAGCUACUUACGUAUAUCUAUUCACGUCUAAAUUGACUUGGCUUGAUAAUUUUGCGGGAAGCUUUCUAAGCUCUGAAGCUUCGAGUAGAAGAUACACUUCCCCUUUUUGUCUUGUAUAAAAGCCCUCUACCCAGAGUUGUAAGUAUACUCCAAGCUUCCUCAAUACCAGAACCAUUAGUUUCCAUACAAAUCUUUCCCAUAAGAAUGUUUUCGCUAACAAGGAUGCCUUCCACAACCUCAGUUCUAUCAGCAUAUACCUCCUUCGCCGCAUCCACAAUGCUAGCCCGGACUAUGAUCAAUGAGGUCAAAACCAUAACUAGCCAGUUCAUACCGCAACAACUCCAAGAGAAUUUCUUAUCGAGGUUUGCAGGCCUUUUUGGAAAUCUCUCGUCUGAAAUGACUCUCAUCAUUGAUGAAUACAGUGGGCUUUCCAUCAAUGAAGUUUUCCAGGCUUCUGAAGUCUAUUUAAGCACAAGAAUUACCCCCUCAAUCGGACAGCUUAAGGUUUCAAAGACCCUGCAUGAGAAGAACCUCACCAUCAGCAUCAACAAAGGAGAAAAGAUUAUCGACACAUUCGAGGGAAUACAUUUCACAUGGGAGUUCGUUUCCAUUGAAAAGCAGAAAUCACAUUAUGAUUUUGAAAGCUAUUCCGAGUCAACAGAAACGGCUGAACAUAGAUCAAUUAUGCUCAGUUUUCCCAAGAAAUGCAAGGAAAAAGUGCUGAGCACUUACCUGCCAUAUGUAGCAAGCAGAUCAAAAGCCAUACAAGAAGAAAAAAAGGUGGUGAGACUGUAUUCACUAGGAAACUCAUGGGAAUCAAGUCAUCUUGAACACCCAUCUACUUUCGACACACUCGCAAUGGAUCCAAAGCAGAAGAGAGAGUUGAUGGAUGACUUGGACAGAUUUGUAAAGAGAAGGGAAUUUUAUAGGAGAGUGGGAAAGGCGUGGAAACGUGGGUAUUUGUUGUAUGGUCCUCCUGGUACAGGCAAGUCAAGCUUGAUAGCAGCCAUGGCUAAUUACUUGAAAUUUGACAUCUAUGAUUUGGAGCUUACAAAUUUACAUAGCAAUACGGAGCUCAGGAGACUGUUAGUCUCUACUGCAAACCGAUCCAUUCUUGUACUUGAGGAUAUUGAUUGUAGCGUUGAGCUGAAAGACCGACAGUAUGAAGGAUUCAAUCACGCCGAUAGCCAGCUAACACUAUCUGGGUUGCUUAAUUUCAUUGAUGGGUUAUGGUCGAGCUGUGGAGAUGAGAGAAUUAUUGUGUUCACAACCAACUACAAAGACAGAAUAGACCCUGCAUUGUUGAGGCCAGGCCGCAUGGACAUGCACAUCCACAUGUCGUAUUGCACUCCAUGCGGGUUCAAGAUCCUUGCUUCCAACUACCUAAGAGUCAAAACUCACAGCCUGUUCGCUGAAAUAGAAGGACUCCUAAAAGAGGCAGAGGUCACCCCAGCAGAGGUUGCAGAAGAGCUGAUGAAAAGCGACGACGCUGACAUCGCCCUUACAGGACUGGUUGCAUUCCUUCAACAGAAGAUGCAGAUGAUGAAAUGCGCCGAAGAAUCUAAAUUGGAAGGAGAAGUCAUAGAACAAGGGAAACCAAACCCGAAAACCGAGGACAGUGAGAGAACUAAGAAGUCAAGGAAAGCAAGAAGGGGUAAAAAGCAAGCGAUGAAAGGUUAA